GUCUCACAUUACUUCUGCAGCGGGCUUUCCCUCAUGUAGCUUGACGCGAUCACGCGAGUUCACCGCUUGGGGAGAACUGCCGAAAAGGGAGGAAGAAGAACACGAAGGGACCAAAAAAUGGGGAUUAAACUGUACUACACGACUGUAACUGCAUCACGGACGGUCAAGUCCCAGCAGGCAGAAGUGAUGCGCAUCCUGGACAGCAAAAACAUCCAGUACAAGCUGGUGGACAUCUCGGUUGGUGGCGAGUUGCGCGACGAGAUGCGCAGCAAAGCGGGGAACCCCACGGCUGUCCCGCCGCAACUCUUCAACGAGGACCAGUACUGCGGGGAUUACGAAAUGUUCUCCGAGGCGGUGGAGGCGGACACAGUGGAUCAGUUCCUGAAGCUGGCAUGAGUCAUAACCUUCCAUCCCCAUCACCCGUCAAUCACACUGAAGCCCCUCAUUGACACCGACUUUGAUCGGAUGCCAUAACGACGAAUGCCAAAUCCCCUCACGUCCCUCUUUUCCUUCAGCAUCGUGUCGGUCACGCUUCUCUUAAAACGAAUCCGCAAAUCACUGUCAUCACUUAGUCUUAAUGACGUGGUCUUGGUCUUAGAACCUUCACCGUCCUAUGUUCCCAUGGUGCGUUGAAUGCAAACAUGUUAGACCAAAUUAUUAAAAAAUAUAUAAUAA
Messenger RNA from Hippocampus zosterae (dwarf seahorse), 675 nucleotides. It is a transcript of the gene sh3bgrl3, whose product is annotated as SH3 domain binding glutamate-rich protein like 3. NCBI's taxonomy places the organism in Eukaryota, Metazoa, Chordata, Actinopteri, Syngnathiformes, Syngnathidae. The coding region runs from base 118 to 396 and encodes 92 amino acids. The record is from RefSeq and is a predicted model, not a curated record. The transcript has 3 exons. Gene Ontology annotation, cellular component: cytoplasm.